This is a messenger RNA of Lagenorhynchus albirostris (white-beaked dolphin), 4448 nucleotides long. It is a transcript of the gene HOXA3, whose product is annotated as homeobox A3. The coding region runs from base 2203 to 3534 and encodes 443 amino acids. Gene Ontology annotation, biological process: regulation of transcription by RNA polymerase II. The transcript is spliced from 2 exons. The record is from RefSeq and is a predicted model, not a curated record. Gene Ontology annotation, cellular component: nucleus. Gene Ontology annotation, molecular function: RNA polymerase II cis-regulatory region sequence-specific DNA binding; DNA-binding transcription factor activity, RNA polymerase II-specific. NCBI's taxonomy places the organism in Eukaryota, Metazoa, Chordata, Mammalia, Artiodactyla, Delphinidae.
AAAAGACCGUAAGCCGCAGGCUGGUGUAGCCUGUGAUAAUGAAUUAGCAAGUCACUUGAAAUAUUGCAUGUUCAAAAUCAACUUAAUUUUGUUUUAUCUAAUAUCUGCUGUUCAAGUGUCUGGAGUAAUUUUCUUAACCUGACGUUUUAUUUUACACAAGCCCAGUAUCUUAAAAAUUUAUAAUGGCAGACAUUAACACUGCCAAAUGUAAUUGGAGUUAUUUUCAGUGAAAGAACAGGAAACGGAGACAUUAAAUUGCUAUUCUGUUUUAAAUUUUAUUUUAUCCUUUAUUUACUUUUUGAUCAUGGUAUCUGUAGCUUCCUAUCUAUUUCCAAAAGAGAAACAAUACUCCAGGGCUUAAGAUCACGUACAAUAACUCCGGAUAAGGGCUGCUGUAAUUUUUAAUUGAGGUUCUGGAAAAUUAAUUGUGCCUGUUUUCCAGAUGUUGGUCAGAUUGUUGGUUUAAUAAUGAAAUCCAAAGGAGUCCAUUAUUAAAAACAAAAUUAUAAUCAUCCACUGCUAUAUGCUUAUUACAUUAAUUUUUUCUAGUUAACAAAGUGUCUGCUAUUCCUGGAAUCUUGAAUAACUUCAGGACUCGAAUACACAUAGUUGAGGCAUGAAGUGUAAGCCCUUUUCAAAUUCAAUUACAAUGAAUUUGUCAUUGUAAUUUUCUUAAAUGGUCAGAGAGACUAACAUUCUGAUUGUGUGUGCGGAGCGACUAUUUGAACUCACGUGAAAGUUUUCUGAGCUGAGUGAGAACCGGAGGUUGACCAUGCAAAGGUGAAAACAAAAAUAAAACAUAGAUUUCACUUAUACAGUAUGUUUUCUAAAUAAAAAGGGUUGAGAAGGCUUUCGAUUGCUUUUUAGAUUUCCAGGUUUGUCCUUUACUUGGUGUUUCUGAAGCAGGUAAAUAGGCCAAGUAACAAAUAUCAACAACAACAACAGCACACAAAGAUCAGGGAACUCUGGCAGGAUUUUAUGGCUUGUGCUUCCAUCCCUCGUCCGGAGCCAAAUGACCCCCAUACAUCACAUUACAUAGCAGUUUCUAAGACAGAACCUAUUAUCGUUAAGUUGGAAGGAGAGUUCAAGCCGUGGUCAUGGAGAUGACGCUGGUUUUUCAGGUUCCUGAUGGGUUUUUUUUUCUCUAAUCCAUCAUGUUUUAACAGGUAGAAUUUGAUAGUUGCCCUGAAUAACAGGACCUCAGAAAGUCCAAGGCAGGAGGGUCUGGAGACCUUCUGUAACAGGGGCAAAGAGGUGGGAGUGGCCUGCUGGGACCUGCCUGAGAAAUAGGGAGAGGGAAGGAGUAAAGAACUGUCCAAGAUUUGAGUUUAACUUCCUGGAGAGGGUGUCGUUGUUGGUCCAUCCCCACCCAGAAUGUUCCAUCCAAAGUUUUCUCUCCCCUCCUUGACCACAAGGGUCUCAUUUGGAGGAGGUGGGUCAUAUCCCUGCACAAGGGUAGAUUAACUGUCUAACAAGCUCAGCUUCUGAAAUCGACAAGGGUCCAGUAGGGCUAUUGCCUGAAAAAAAUUUGUGCAUACCUCUCUUGGGUGCUGGAAGGUCCAAGAAGGGCCUGGACGGGAAGUCACCCUGCGUCAUGGUUCUUUUGGCAAAUAUCAGUCCUAAAGAGAGGAUUGGAGAAAAAGUUGGUGACCCAAGCUCCCCUUUGCCCCCUUGCCCCUUCCCUAUGAUCUCCAGAGGGGAGGAAUCCAAGUUGUGGAGAGGAAGGGACACCCCAAUUUUCUUCUUCCCUGGAAAAGAAGGGAUCCAGAGCCUGUUCCUUUCUAGCCCAUCAGGCCUUUCUUCUUUUGGAUUCCAGCUCCCCUAGACCCGGCUUCCGGACCUCUCACUCUCCUCCCCUCUCCCCGGAAAACACCCCAACUCCAGAUGCAAGUUAAGCAAAUAUUUGUAGCUGCCAGUAAAUUCCAGCGGCUUUUUAUAGCGCGGCUCUCUGCGCCCGGGGCCAAAUCGUGCUGCUAAAUAUUGCUGACCACUUUUUCUUUUAUGGCUUUCAUGUCACUUAGCUAUUGAGAGUAAGAUGGAUUUGCGCGGAGCCCUCACGGCGCUGCGAUUCUCGCCCCCCAGGUCUGCGCUGGGCGGCCAUUGGCGGCGGAGCGUCACGUGACCGCGGGGGCGUGCCAAUGUGCGCCCUCACGGGUGUCAAGCCCCUGUCAGAGUUUGCGAUCAAGAUCGUGAAACAACGCGAUGCAAAAAGCGACCUACUACGACAGCUCGGCGAUCUACGGUGGCUACCCUUACCAGGCAGCCAACGGGUUCGGUUAUAAUGCCAGUCAGCAGCCGUACCCGGCGUCCGCAGCACUGGGCGCCGACGGCGAGUACCACAGACCCGCCUGUUCGCUCCAGUCGCCCGCAAAUGCCGGGGGCCACCCCAAGGCGCACGAGCUGAGCGAGGCGUGUCUGCGCACCCUGAGCGGUCCGCCCAGCCAGCCCCCGGGCCUGGGCGAGCCGCCCCUGGCCCCGCCGCCGCCCCAGGCCGCGCCCCCUGCCCCACCGCAGCCGCAACCCCCGCCGCAGCCCCCUGCGCCUGCCCCCGCCGCGCCCCCGCCCCCCUCGUCAGUCUCCCCCCCUCAGAAUGGCAGCAGCAACCCUACCCCCGCCAGCGCAGCCAAGAGCCCCCUACUCAACUCGCCUACCGUGGCCAAACAAAUCUUCCCCUGGAUGAAAGAGUCUCGGCAAAACACAAAGCAGAAAACCAGCGGCUCCAGCUCAGGGGAGAGCUGCGCAGGUGACAAGAGCCCACCUGGGCAGGCGUCGUCCAAGAGGGCGCGCACGGCCUACACGAGCGCUCAGCUGGUGGAGCUAGAGAAGGAAUUUCACUUCAACCGCUACCUGUGCCGGCCGCGCCGUGUGGAGAUGGCCAACCUGCUGAACCUCACCGAGCGCCAGAUCAAGAUCUGGUUCCAGAAUCGCCGCAUGAAGUACAAGAAGGAUCAGAAGGGCAAGGGCAUGCUGACAUCAUCAGGGGGCCAGUCCCCAAGUCGCAGUCCCGUGCCGCCCGGCGCUGGCGGUUAUCUUAACUCUAUGCAUUCGCUGGUUAACAGCGUCCCGUACGAGCCCCAGUCGCCCCCGCCUUUCUCCAAGCCCCCCCAGGGCGCCUACGGGCUGCCCCCCGCCUCCUAUCCAGCACCCCUGCCCAGCUGCGCGCCCCCGCCGCCCCCGCAGAAGCGCUACACCGCGACGGGGGCGGGCGCGGGGGGCACACCCAACUAUGAUCCGCACGCGCAUGGCCUGCAGGGCAACGGCAGCUAUGGGACUCCACACUUACAGGGAAGCCCUGUCUUCGUUGGGGGCAGCUAUGUGGAGCCCAUGAGCAACUCUGGCCCCCCCCUCUUUGGCCUAACUCACCUCCCCCACGCCGCCUCGGCUGCCAUGGACUACGGGGGCGCUGGGCCGCUGGGCAGUGGCCACCAUCAUGGGCCCGGGCCAGGGGAGCCGCACCCCACCUACACGGACCUUACCGCCCACCAUCCUUCUCAGGGAAGAAUUCAGGAAGCCCCCAAGCUCACCCAUCUGUGAUGGUGGGCUCGGGGCUGCGCGCCAGGAGAGUCCCCACCCCACCCCCGCUACCUACCUUUCUUCUUCGUUUGCUUUUUUUGUUUGUUUAAGGUUCUUCCCGCCCCUCCCUUUUCUCUCUCCCCCGCCCCCCCCCCCCGGUUUGUUUUCUUUGGUAACACGUUUUUAUAGUUUAUGUGACGUAGCAAUCUUGGUUGCUGGAAUGGCUGUCAGUAUCAGUAGCGAUAUUUAUCUCCUCCCGCCCCUCGCUCGGCCGCUGGCCCUGCACCUUUACCUUCUCUACUCUUUGAUCAGAAACAGGGUAUAUGAACAAAUUUUCUAGCCAAGUUCUUUGAUGUGAAUUUGUUCGUACAUUAUGGCUCCCGAGGGGAAGCGAUUACUUUUUUUUUUUUAGUUUUUAGUAUUUUUUUUUAAUUGCACUUCUUGUAAAGAGCGAGAAAAAAUCAAAGGCGCUUUGAAACAGGGGCUCCCUGUGCAAGGAUGACUAAGUGUACGUCUUUCCGUGUGUGUAUGCUGGUGAACAGUCAGAUUUAUUUAUAUUUUUUUUGCAAGCAUUGAAUAAGUUUUAAAUAUUAUUUAUCCCCAUCCGUUCGUAUUUAUAUUAAAGAAAUUCUGUACCCUGAUUGUUCAGAAGGUUUCUUGGGCCUUUUGUUCAAUGGUGUAUUGGCGUACAUAGAAAAAAAUUUUAUUCGAAAGGGAAAUAGAAUUCCUUUAUAAAAACAGUAACGAUGCAAUAAUACCAGAGAGGAUCCAGCUUCUGAAAACAGUGAUUUAGGUUUGUUAACAUCAAGCGAAACUGAAAAAAAAAUCUGUAAACGCGAAAAACGCUAGGUUUGUUUUGAGAGUUCUACAUUCCUUGCUGCUCACAUUCUGAGAAACAAAACAAAAAAAUAAAAUAAAGUUUCUAUUCUGAAUAA